AUGGAUCUCGAUCUUCAGGACAAACUCGUUGUGGUGACGGGCAGCACGUCUGGCAUCGGCAAGGCGAUGGCCCUGAAAUUUGCUCAGACCGGCGCACACGUCGUGAUAAAUGGCAGGAGCGAGGAGUCCAUCCAAAGCACUAUUAAAGAGAUAAAGCACGCAUCCGCUCACUUGAUUGGCAUCGCUGGUGACGUUGGCUCCAAGGAGGGGACCAAGGCGUUCUGCGAUGCGGUGGACGCCUUGCAGCGGCCGCUGGAUGUGCUGGUCAAUAAUGUUGGCAUCUUUGCCGUGAAGGACUUCUGGGACAUCACCGACGAGGAGUGGCAGCACACCUUCGACGUCAACUUCUUUUCCAACGUCCGCCUGUGCCGGCAUUUCCUCCAGCCGAUGCUGAAGCGCAAUCAGGGCCGGAUCAUCUUGGUUGCCAGCGAGGCGGGAGUGCGCGCAAUCCCCAGCAUGCUACACUACAGCGCUACCAAGACGGCUCAGAUCGGCCUCGCGCGCGGUCUGGCGCAACUCUGUGCCGGGACAGAAGUGACCGUCAACAGCCUGCUUGUGGGGCCCACCUGGACCGAGGGAGUCGAGAAAUACAUUGCCGGCAUCGCUGCAAAGACUGGGCGCAGCAACGAGGAAGAAGCGAAGGCAUAUUUCACCCAAACGGAGCCGGGGUCGCUGCUGCGCCGUUUUCUGCGGCCGGAGGAGGUCGCGUCUGCGGCGGUGUUCCUGGCCUCGGCCGCGGCUUCCGGCAUCAACGGAUCCGCGCAGCGCGUCGAGGGCGGCAUCAUCCACUCCAUCGUCUGACUUGGCGUUCCCUCUGCCGAAUUGUGCAUCUGGUUUGAGGCGUUCUCUCCGCUGCGCUGGCGUUAUGAGGCGCUCCCUCCCCACGCGCUGCGCUGCCUGGCAGCCUGAGGCGUUCCCUCCGCCGGAAUGCGUUUUGAAGGCGGUGUCAUUCAUUCCAUCGCCUGAUCGCGGCGCUUUCUCCGCUGGGGUUCAAGUUCUGAGGCGUUCCCUGCC
This is a messenger RNA of Coccomyxa subellipsoidea C-169, 1014 nucleotides long. Its product is annotated as putative short-chain dehydrogenase. The record is from RefSeq and is a predicted model, not a curated record. The transcript has 4 exons. Bases 1 to 801 code for a protein of 266 amino acids. NCBI's taxonomy places the organism in Eukaryota, Viridiplantae, Chlorophyta, Trebouxiophyceae, Coccomyxaceae.